AAGGGGCGGCCGUAUUGUCGCCGGAGACACCGCACUGUAGGUACCUCCGCGCUGCUCCUUCUUCUCACCUCUUGUUGCUGUUGUUACGUCUGGUGCCCGUUCGGCAAAGUCUCCAUCGCCAUGACACUCCAAGCCUUGACCGUUCUUCUCCUGACGUGUGCCAUUUUCGCCGUUGCUUACGCUGGGCCGGUCAAGACCACAGCAAACAGGGCGGCAGCAACCCAGCAAGAUCCAGGAUACACAGAUAACGCACCUGUAAAGCGAUUCGACUCAUUCACAACCGGUUUCGGACACAGCAAACGUAAUUUCGACGAGAUCGACAGGUCCGGUUUUGGAUUCGCCAAGAGAAACUUCGACGAAAUCGACCGAUCUGGCUUUGGAUUCAAUAAGAGGAAUUUCGACGAAAUCGACCGUUCAGGCUUCGGCUUCAACAAGAGGAACUUCGACGAAAUCGACCGAUCUGGAUUCGGCUUCAACAAGAGGAACUUCGACGAAAUCGACCGCACCGGAAUGGGCUUCUACAAGCGCAACUUCGACGAAAUCGACCGAUCUGGCUUCGGUUUCAACAAGCGCAACUUCGACGAAAUCGACCGCACCGGAAUGGGCUUCUACAAGCGCAACUUCGACGAGAUCGACCGAUCAGGCUUCGGCUUCAACAAGCGCAACUUCGACGAGAUCGACAGACAGGGCUUCGGCUUCGCGAAGCGCGUCCUCAGCCCCCGUGACCUUGCCAAUCUCUACAAGCGCAACUUCGACGAAAUCGACCGAUCUGGCUUCGGCUUCGUUCGACGUAGCUCCGAGUGAAAAGUUUCGCCAGACUUCAGCGGAGAGCAUUAGGAUUAUUAUUCUUUCUUAACUGUUUCCAGACGACAAAUUCUCCAUUACACAAAAAUGAACUGCUAACACUUCUGUUCCAUAAGCCUCGUGCAGUGACACUGGUUAACAAUGAACGAUGUUGUUCUGGUAAAAAUCCUCCAAAACGAAUAACGAAGUAGUGAACGCAUCAAAAUGUAUAAUCUCUAGACUUGUUUUCUUACGCUGACAUAUUAUUAUAUUACCGUGACCUUCCUUUUUAUGGUAUUACGCACUCUGAAAAAAGUUCAUUUCAAGAACAUAUCUCUUUAGAGGUAUCUCCAAAAAGGGGCAGUGACCCCUUUUUUGGAGGUCUUCUUAGUCUCAUGUUAAAACAUAGGUGGCUGGCAAUGUCAAGGAAGGAAUAAAGACUAUUUUUAAUA
Macrobrachium nipponense is the source of this 1235-nucleotide messenger RNA. RefSeq names its product orcokinin peptides type B-like. The record is from RefSeq and is a predicted model, not a curated record. The transcript has 4 exons. Gene Ontology annotation, molecular function: neuropeptide hormone activity. NCBI's taxonomy places the organism in Eukaryota, Metazoa, Arthropoda, Malacostraca, Decapoda, Palaemonidae. The coding region runs from base 121 to 804 and encodes 227 amino acids.